AGAGGACAGAAGCAGCACCACACCACUCUCUAACUCUUAACGCUGCUCGUCACUCUCUCUCUAACCCCCUCGAAUCUCGCCGCCCCUCUCCGCUUCUUCCGCCCUUCGCCACCGAUCCUCUCCCGGUUCCACUCGUCCCCGCCGUCGCCGCCAGAUUCCGUCCCCGAUCGGACAAUCGUCACUCGAAGGUACAUCUCGUGAAGUACUUUGAAGGAGGCUGGACCUCAAUACCAUCUUAUGGAGCAUAACAUUGCUGAAGAGCUCUAUUCUGAGAGUUUGCGAUUCUCGCAACUAGAAUUAAGUUCUAGUUCCGCUGCCCUUAAUGACCACCAAUUUCCUGGCAUUGAUGAGACCGAUUUGGACAAAGAUGGAUUGGCAUGGGAUGAUUCGGAUGAGGUAUUCGGUGAAUCAUCUGAUUUGGACAGAGAGUGGCAAAGGAGGCAUGAUCAAUUUUACACAAUCGGAUAUCGUGAUGGAGUAAUAGCCGGAAAAGAGGCUUCUGCACAAGAGGGAUUCAAUCUUGGUUUUAAGCAAUCGGUGCCCAUCGGAUACAACUGGGGUCUUGUUAGAGGUGCCACCAGUGCAUUCGCUUGCCUUCCUGAUGAGUUGAAAGAUAGGCUAGUGGAAGAUCAAGGACACAGAGACAAGUUCCAAGACUUGUACAAGUCUGUUAAUUCUCUCUCUACACCAGAUGCUCUCAAAUUAUUUAGUGAUGAAAUCCUGUCCGACAAAACAACACAAGAAAGUAAAGCGGCAGAAGCUAGUGGCCUUACUGUGGGUUCACAGGUGAAAAGUUCGGAAUCUAGUCGUUUGGGAAGUUAUUUUGCAGAACUAAGAUCACUCCUUAUCGAGUGUCCUGCAAUUGAAGUUAGAUUAGAUAUGUCUCCCUAGCCUGUUGGGGAUAGCUUUCUCAGUGGUGUGUUAUUUUUGUACCUUUACGAGGAUUUAUUUUAUAGGUAACUAGGAAAAUUGUUUAUAUUACCAGCAAUUACACUGUAAAUUUAUGUUAGUUG
This is a messenger RNA of Syzygium oleosum, 1013 nucleotides long. RefSeq lists its product as uncharacterized. The coding region runs from base 238 to 891 and encodes 217 amino acids. The transcript has 5 exons. The record is from RefSeq and is a predicted model, not a curated record. Lineage: Eukaryota; Viridiplantae; Streptophyta; Magnoliopsida; Myrtales; Myrtaceae.